AUGACAUCUCCAGUUGAUACUUUUAAAAAUAGUCUUUUUGGGCAAUUAAAAUCUUAUGGUGAUGCAGUUCAAGGUGCUUUUGAACAACGUAUUGCUCGUCCAUUAAUUGCAUUGAAGCGUGAUUUUGCUCGAUCAUCAUCGUCAAAAACGCACACUUCACCUAAUCGAGAAUCAAUUUUAUCAUCACAACAAACAUCAUUUGUUACACAUCAAGAAUCAUUAUUAUCAUCAUCACCACUUGAAAUAAUUGAUUUUGAAACAAAUGCUUCAAUUAAACCAGUAUUAGAUAAAUCUAUGGAUUCUAUAUCAUCAACAGAACAAAAAAAUUUAGAUGAUAUAACAAUUAAUCAACAACAUAAAUCAAUAAAAGGUCAUCGUCAAUCAUCAAUGAAUUCUUCAUCAAAUAAAAAUCAUCGACAAAAUCGUUUAUGUCACUAUAAAAGUGUUUCAUUUGCUGAACAAAUUCAAUAUGAUAAUGAUAGUCAAGAUUCAAUAAAAGAAAGUAAUGAACAUGAAUUUGUACAUAAUGAUCCUAUUAUAACAACAACAACAACAGAUAUUGACAAAACAAUAAAUACAAUUGAUGAAUCAUCUAUUGUUGAUGAUAAUGAAAAUGAUUUCGAUCAAAAUUUUCAUCAUAUAAUCAAACCACGACGAAUAUCAAUUGGUAAUAGUAAAGAUUUAGUUUAUCAAGAUAUAUCAGCUGAAAUUGUUGCUUAUGUAUUAAAAAAUGCAUUACGAAUAAUAGAAAAAGAAGAUGAAGAUUUCUUAUUGAAAGAAAAUCAAAAAUUACUUACUAACAAUCAACAAAAUGACGAUAUUACUGACUUAAAAUAA
Messenger RNA from Adineta steineri, 837 nucleotides. Lineage: Eukaryota; Metazoa; Rotifera; Eurotatoria; Adinetida; Adinetidae. The record is from the annotation of a GenBank genome assembly.